Rhodamnia argentea is the source of this 1097-nucleotide messenger RNA. RefSeq lists its product as uncharacterized. Lineage: Eukaryota; Viridiplantae; Streptophyta; Magnoliopsida; Myrtales; Myrtaceae. The transcript has 2 exons. The coding region runs from base 1 to 1035 and encodes 344 amino acids. The record is from RefSeq and is a predicted model, not a curated record.
AUGGAAACAGCUGAGAUCCUCAAGUAUUUCAAAGACGACUUCAUCAUCUUCUGGGCCACAGCCAAUGGAAUCGUUGAGAUACUGCAGGUAUGCCUUGAGUCUUUCCCGGAGCUAAUCUGGACCACUUAUCAGGCUAAAAGUUGGCUGACGAUUGCUGUGGAGUAUCGCCAAGAGGAGGUCUGUCGACUGUUUUUGGCGGCAAACUCGAGUGCUAACCCGUCCAUCAUCCCCACCACACCGGAGAAUGCCGAGUCAAGGGCCCUGUUGAAGGCAGCAGCACGUUAUUCAUCUAAUUUCGGCUAUUUGAGCAAUGUCCCCGGCCCAGCUUUUCGGGUGCAGAGAGAACUCCAAUGGUUCAAGGCUGUGGAAGGGUGGGUCCAUCCUUUUUAUAAGGCAGCGACGGUAUCUUUCCAAGAAGGAGAAACGAAGAAAUAUAAGAAAUAUUGGCAAAUAUUCCUAGAUGAGCACCAGGAGUUGCUUAAGAAUGGAGAAAAAUGGAUGAAGAGCACCUCGAGUUCAUUCUUGCUCAUCUCAACUCUAAUCGUUGUGGCCCUGUUCGUUGCGGCUUUGAUUGUACCCGGAGGCAACAACAACAAUGCCGGGGUCCCUAUAUUGUUAGGAAAGGACUCUCUCGUGAUUUUUACAACUUCCGGCGCACUAGGCUUGUUCUUCUCCGUGGCAUCCAUCAUAUCAUUUUCGGCCAUCCUGACUUCAUCCUGCGAGCCAGACGAUUUUCUCUACUCGUUGCCUAAGAAGAUGAUGAUCGGCACGUCCUCCCUCUUUUUCUCCCUGGCUUUCAUGCUCGCAGCCUUCGCUGCCGCUCUUACGAUUGUGUUGGAUGAGAGAGUCAAGUGGAUUUGGAUUCCAAUGACUGUACUCAGUUGUCUUUUCGUGGCGUUGUUUGCCAUGCUGCAGCUUCCGUUGCUUUUUCAAAUGGUUAAAUCUACCUUUGGACCGAGCAUCUUCCAGCCGAGAAAGAUUUCGAAACGACCUACGAAUGGCCGGAUGAGGACAUAUGAUAAGCAAACUUCCUAAAUAAUUUGUUGGUUACUUAUCAAUGCUCUAAUGAAAUUACACACUCUUUUUUGUAGUUUGCA